CUCCAACCUAACAGAAUUUUACCCCAUCUCUCUCUCUCUCUCUCUCUCGCUCGCUCGCUCUCUCUGUGUCUGCCCUAAUCUCGCUCCAUACACCUCUCAAUUUCUCUCUCUAUACUCCAUAGCGCUCUCCCUCUCGCUCUCUCUCCAUCGCAACUUUGCUCUCUUCCAAACGCUUUACUUUGCAUUGAUAAUAUAUAUAUAUACAUAUAUAACAAGAAUAUAGAUACAUAUACCUUGGCGGUUAUUCGAGCGGUUAGGGUUUUCUUGGAUCCUUAUAUGAGUAACUAUCAUAUACAUUAGCAACACAAGAGGUAGGGUCGCUGCUUCUCUUUGUUCCACUCUCUCUUUCUAUCCAUCGCUUUCUGUCUCUAGAAUUUUCUGUGUAUUUGGGUAUAGAUUUUGUUCUGUUGAAACCCUAGGCUUGGGAAUUCGUGUUCUUGGGUUUUAUCUUGUUCCACAUUUUCAUGCUAUGGCCGUGAUUGUUUUAGGCAUCUAGGGUUUUCAUGGUUUGAUUCAUAUGAACCGUUGUUGAAGAAACGAGGGCUUCAAUUUGUUCUCAUUGUACUUGUAGGUCUUUUUCAUAUAGUCCAACUUGAAAUGUGGGUCUUCUGAGCGCUUUAUCUUCAUAUAAUCUGACUUCUUGUUGAAAUUUUCAUUGUUCUAAUAGGACAGAAAACUUAGUAUCAUGUAAGUACUGUUUGGACUGGUUUCAAUUUUUUUACUUUACAGAGGCGGUGACUUGUGGAAUUUGGAGGCAAUCUAGUCAAGCAAAGAGUGGUUUUGUAGGGAAAAAAAAACGGUUAGUGUUGUUGGGCCUUUUCACAAGUAGAAUAGAAUAACAAUUCUGUGGGGAGAGGUUUGAAAUAAAGGCAAGACGUGAUUUCUUUUCAUAUUUGAUCAUGUUCACUUCUCAUGGAAAGAAGUGAACCCACAUUAGUUCCAGAAUGGUUGAGAAAUACUGGAAGUGUCAGUGGGGGUGGCAAUUCAGCCCACCAUUUUGCGUCAUCUUCGCACUCGGAUGUUCUUUCCUCGGCACGUGCCACUAGAAAUAGAUCUUCUAGGAGCAUAAGUGAUAAAGAUAAUCCACAUUCUGCUUUUCUGGAUCGAAUCUCUUCGUCCAAUUCUAGGUGUAGUUCAAACAGUAAUGGUUCUUCAAAGCAUCCUUACAGUAGUUUCAGUCGAAGCAAUCGGGAUAAAAACCGUGAUAAAGAGAAGGACAGGUCUGGUAUAGGGGACAUCUGGGACCACAGCUGUUUUGAUCCAUUAGAGGAUAUCUUAAUUAGUAGGGCAGAGAAGGAUACCUUGAGGCGUUCUCGUUCACUGGUGUGUAGAAAACCUUGUGAGGUGUUACCCCGAAGAGCAGUGGACUUGAGAAAUGGUGGUAGCGUGGACUUGAGAAUUGGUGGUAGCAACAAUUACAAUAGCAGCAAUGGCGUGCUUUCUGGAGGAAGCCUUGUUAGCAGCAUUCAGAAAAUUGCCUUUGAAAAGGAUUUUCCCUCUCUUGGAACUGAAGAGAAGGAAGGAGUUCCUGAUAUAGGAAGAGUUUCAUCUCCUGGUUUGAGCACGGCUGUACAGAGCUUGCCUGUUGGCAAUACUGGAUUGAUUGGUGGUGAGGGGUGGACCUCUGCUCUGGCAGAGGUGCCCACAAUAAUUGGCAGCAAUAGCAUGGGAUCCUCAUCUGUUCAACAAAGUGUUCUUGCAAUUCCACCUGGGGCUUCAAGUCCAAUGACAGGUCUUAACAUGGCUGAAGCAUUGUCGCAGGCUCCACCUCGAGCUCAUACUACCCCCCAACUACCUGAUAAGACGCAGAGGCUUGAGGAAUUGGCUAAAAAGCAAUCCAGACAAUUAAUACCUGUGACACCCUCGAUGCCUAAAGGAUUGGUUCUAAGUUCCGAUAAAUCAAAGCCCAAAACAGCAGCUAGAACCGGUGAGGCGAUUGUAGCUGUGAAGAGUGUGCAGCAGCAGCAGCCCCACUCAUCCCAAGUUGCUAAUCAAUCUCGUUCUGGACAAGUCAGAUCUGAUGCUUCAAGGCCAUCUCAUGCUGGGAAGUUUUUCAUUCUCAAGCCAGUUUGGGAGAAUGGUGUCUCUUCUAUGGCUAAGGAUGUAUCUAGCCUAACAACUAUUGCCAGCAGAGUGGCAAAUAGUCAGCUUGCCACUGCUCCAGUGGGUCCAUCUACUCCUUUGAAGAGCCCAAAUAAUUCGAAGCUUUCCACUGUUGAACACAAGGUAGCUGCUUUGGCUCUGAAUUCUGGAUCUACCGUGGAAAAGAGACCCUCACUGUCUCAGGCCCAGAGCAGGAGUGACUUUUUCAAUCUCAUGAGGAAGAAAACCUCACCCAACACCUCUGCUUUCCUCCCAGAUUCUGGAGUUGCUGUUAUAUCUCCUACUGUGGAGAAAUCUGGUGAAGUUGUCAAGGGAGCUAGUGCUCUUGUAAGUCCUUGUGUUACAGAGGAUGGUAGCAAGGUAGCUAGCAAUGGUGAUACUCAUGAAGGGGAGAAGAAUUUGUGUCUUAAUGGAGCAGUUUAUCCAGAUGAGGAGGAGGCUGCAUUCCUUCGUUCUCUUGGUUGGGAGGAAAAUGCUGGAGAAGAUGAUGGCCUUACGGAGGAGGAGAUCAAUGCAUUUUAUGAGGAGUAUGUGAAGCUGAGGCCAACCAUGAAACUGUGCAUAGGCAUGCAGCCAAAGCUGUCAACACUUUGUGAAUCUCAUGUGAUUGGUUCAGGCAGAGCAUCCUCCGAAUUGACUGCAUCUGAAUGUGAAACUGAAGCUUGAUUUUCUGAUUUCUCAACGUACAGUGUCCGGGAAGUUCCAAUUUUUGUUGGCAGAUGGUUUUGAUUUUUUUGUUUUUUUUUUUUUCCACGUCUCUUUGUUUUGGAGGAAAACUGAUGAGUGGGGCCACGAAAGCACUGGAUGGGUGCAGUGGAUAUCUGGAGUUUGAAUGAUAGUACAAUAAGUUGCAGAAUGCCCCAUCAUGCCUUCCAAAACUCUUGGGAUUUGAGGCCGGUCAAGAGAUGGUAGGAUAAGAGAAGGGAGGAGGGGUAUGUUGAUCCGCCGUGGAUGAUGCUGAUCUUUUGGUAUAUUUUUGGAAUUUUCGUUCUUUUUUUUUCGUUCUAGAGGUAAAAUUUUUAGCCAAAAAGCUUUGUGAUGUUUUUGAUGAAUUUUACAGGAAAAAGAAAAAGAAAGUAUGAAAGUUUUUUAAGUUUUCCGUUUUAUCGCUUAUUUCAUGUCGAUGUAUUUUCCAUUUUGUUUUUCUUUUAUAUUUUUAUAUAGCAGUACAUGUUUGCAAUGACUUAGCAUGAUGAAUCGGACUACAAGAAAUCAGUUAUGAGUAAGGGGGAAAAAA
This is a messenger RNA of Camellia sinensis, 3340 nucleotides long. Its product is annotated as C-jun-amino-terminal kinase-interacting protein. NCBI's taxonomy places the organism in Eukaryota, Viridiplantae, Streptophyta, Magnoliopsida, Ericales, Theaceae. The record is from RefSeq and is a predicted model, not a curated record.